This is a messenger RNA of Mesorhabditis belari, 726 nucleotides long. Lineage: Eukaryota; Metazoa; Nematoda; Chromadorea; Rhabditida; Rhabditidae. The record is from the annotation of a GenBank genome assembly.
AUGAACGACCUUGAAACAGUGAUUUCAGAAAAUUCUGAUCCUUUACCCGAGAGAUCAUCGAAUGUAUCCGCCGAGAAACUUUGCUUGAUUCAUAAAAAUUGUGUCCCAAUGGUAGCAGAUUAUGAAACGAGAUGGAAGACAGUUCCAAGAUUCCGGUUAGCAAGCUGUCUUAUUCACAAGAGCAUGUCCACCGUUCUUUCCGGACUGAUGUGUUUCCUGCAAAAAGCUGAGCAAUAUAAGAGAGAAAACUUGAACAUCACCGAUUUUGAAGCUUCUAAAGAGCUUUGUCCAUCAAAUAGUUACCACAAUUUCGAAAACAUUACGAAAAUGUUUUGGAAACUUGGCUGGAAAUAUUUCAUCGUGACUCGCGAUCCGAUUGAUCGCUUUUUAAGCGUCGGCUUUGAAGAUCGACACUUUUACCCACAAACUUGGAGAUGUCAAAUGCGGGAACACGCAAGUGAGUACAAAUUCAUCAAGUAUAGCAGUGAUCCGAGUGAAUCUGUGAUACCGGCACUUGUGGAAGUACUUGAGCAACAAAAGGUGCCCAAAUCCUACAUCGAUUGGAUUAAAACCCAGCUUGUCACACAAAGAACCGACCACUCAACGAUUAACUCGGAAGCAAGAAAAUUUCUCGAGAAGCGACUCCACUCUAGUCCAUAUUUGUUAGAAUUAUUAGUUCGAUUGUUUUAUCAAGAUUACAAGAUUUUGGGCUACGAGUUGCCGUUU